Echinococcus granulosus is the source of this 1053-nucleotide messenger RNA. Its product is annotated as Potassium voltage-gated channel subfamily C member 3. The transcript has 5 exons. Lineage: Eukaryota; Metazoa; Platyhelminthes; Cestoda; Cyclophyllidea; Taeniidae. Bases 1 to 1053 code for a protein of 350 amino acids. Gene Ontology annotation, molecular function: delayed rectifier potassium channel activity. Gene Ontology annotation, cellular component: voltage-gated potassium channel complex. Gene Ontology annotation, biological process: protein homooligomerization; potassium ion transmembrane transport. The record is from RefSeq and is a predicted model, not a curated record.
AUGCAGCCCAGCAAAAGUGUAAAGGCGGAGCCUUUAGUGGUCCCAAAAUCGAAACAAAGAGUCCAGCAAACGUCUAAAGCAUUGCACGUACUUUAUUUCUUUCAACUAAAAUUAAUUAAAAUGAACUUCACUACACAGAUUGAGGUCCAAAGAUAUUGUACACUUAUUUUUACCGUUAUCUACUGUUUGGAUGGCAAUACACUAAUUAUGUGUAAUGUAUUGAUGGGUUAUACAACUCUUCGUUUUGAUUUCGAAGGGGCUACUGAAGACUCCGCCUUUGUACUUUGUGUUUUUCACUUAUCUGGAGUUAUCAUCAACGAAAGGUGGGUUGUUUUGGAUAUGAGUAGUAAACUCACCUUUGAGAGGUAUCACGCUGGCAAAUUUUCCUGCUGUCCCGUCACCAAUCCCGAUGACCCAAUUGAAGAUCCAUUUAGUCUGCCUUGCACCACCAAAGUAGAAAAUUCAAGCUCACUUCCACUACAAAGAAAGCCAAAAAUUUAUGCUCCUCCAGUCAAACCACCUUCCAGUUUCGUUUCCCUAAAUAAAUACGGCUACGAAGUUAAAUAUCCGGGAUCUCUGUUGAAACUAAACAUCAGUGGAACGGUUUUCAUUGUUAAAAUAAGUACUCUGCAAAAAGAUCAAAUAGUGUUUGAGAAAAUUCUGGAAACUGCUGAGUACAUUCCUGAGACGGAUGAAUACUACCUUGAGAGGGAUCCCGUGGUAUUUCGCUUCGUUCACAACUAUCUUCGCCAUCAAGAAAUGCAUUUACCACUGAACAUCUGUGGACCACUGCUAGAGAAGGAGCUGGAAGCUUGGGGAUUACAGCUGGGUUUCGAUUUGCAGAGAUGCUGCCUAGGUCCCGUGAUGGACACCAAAUCAAAAAUGGAGUCUUUGAGGAAGUUUGAGGAGACCUUUUCGGAAUCCCUCUCAGAUAAGGAGUUUAAUGCGCAAUAUACGUGCCGAGAACAGUUAUUAGAUGUUAUGAUUAAAAAUGGUGAAGAUUUAUCAUAUAGCAUUGAAAUAAGUCAAAAGAGAGAUUACUUUUACAAAUAA